AUGGGCAAUCCAGUUGUCUUUCUAGAUGUUUCAAAAGCAGGCUCUCCAUUGGGAAGAAUCAAGAUAGAGCUCUUUGCCGAGCAGCUACCAAGAACUUGUGAGAACUUUCGCCAAUUUUGCACUGGUGAAUACAAACGCAACGAGGGGCCAACUGGUUAUAAGGGUUGCAAAUUUCAUCGCAUUAUAAAAGACUUCAUGAUACAGGGAGGCGAUUUCGAAAAGGGAAAUGGAAAAGGUACAAUGACGAUAUUUGGCAAGUCUACAUUCGACGACGAAGGUUUUCCUUUCGAUCACAAGAAGUAUUCGGUGUCAAUGGCUAACUCUGGCCCCAAUACCAACGGGUGUCAGUUUUUCAUUUGCACCGAAGAUUCACCUCAUUUAGAUGGCAGGCAUGUAGUAUUUGGCCGUGUUGUGGAUGGGUUCUCUGUUGUUGAUGAGCUCAACCUUGUUAGAACUAAAGGAGACUGUCCAGUGGAGGAUGUGGUAAUUGAGGAGUGUGGUGAGAUGUAG
Molecule: messenger RNA, 510 nt
Organism: Candidozyma auris
Lineage: Eukaryota; Fungi; Ascomycota; Pichiomycetes; Serinales; Metschnikowiaceae
Exons: 4
Coding region: 1-510 (169 amino acids)
Biological process (GO): protein peptidyl-prolyl isomerization; protein folding
Cellular component (GO): intracellular membrane-bounded organelle
Molecular function (GO): peptidyl-prolyl cis-trans isomerase activity
Source: RefSeq, a predicted model, not a curated record